Alternaria arborescens is the source of this 567-nucleotide messenger RNA. RefSeq lists its product as hypothetical. Bases 1 to 567 code for a protein of 188 amino acids. The record is from RefSeq and is a predicted model, not a curated record. NCBI's taxonomy places the organism in Eukaryota, Fungi, Ascomycota, Dothideomycetes, Pleosporales, Pleosporaceae. The transcript has 3 exons.
AUGGACAAUCUACUCACGCAGAAGACGCCUACUGCGCUAGCAAUCGCGCAGGCUGUAGGCAUAACGGGGAGCGUGUUCUUACUAGGAUCCAAUGUAUGCCUUUCGGUAGUCGGCAUCCCCGCCGCAAUGCAAGCCCCCGCUCCCCUCGCAGUAAAGCAAUGGCACACAAUCUUCACACGAGGCGGCGCAAUCGCAAGGCCACUAGCCAUUGUCUCAGCUCUAGCAACCGGAUACUUGGCCUAUAACCAAGAUCCCAAAUCCACACCUUUUCGCCUAAACGCUCUCGCGACCAUCCUCCUCCCCAGCAUCGUCCCCUUCACGCUCCUCGCCAUGGCACCCACGAACGACAAGCUUCUAGGCAAGAAGGACGAACUCGCGACCGCAUCGUUGAGCAACAAGAACGUCGAAGCAUUUGCCGCCGAGGGCGAGACAGUACACGAGUUGAUGGACAAGUGGGCGAGUCUGAAUAUGGCGAGGGCAAUGCUGGUGGCUGUGGGAGCAGUGUGUACCGUUGCGUCAGCGGUUGUGGGAAGGAGGGAGCUUGUAAAGUUUGGUGGCCGGUGGUAA